AUGAGCAACCCGGAGUCCUCGAUUGCCUCGGCGCGAGCAUCUGUUAUGGUGUAUGACGAUGCCAACAAGAAGUGGCUGCCAAGCGGUACCUCCAGCGGUCUCUCCCGCGUCCACAUAUAUCAACAUAUUCAGAAUAAUACAUUCCGAGUAGUGGGCAGAAAGCUACAGGACCAUGAGGUUGUCAUAAACUGUGCUAUACUGAAGAAUCUCAAAUACAACCAGGCGACGCCGAUCUUUCACCAGUGGCGCGAAAAUCGAACCGUUUUUGGGCUGAACUUCAGCAGCAAAGAGGAGGCCGACGCUUUCGCCCACACGAUGAUGAAGGUGAUCGACCUGCUGAAUCAAAACACCUACGGCACUACUAAGUCAAUUCAACAACAGCCGCCGCCCCAGCAGAAUAGCCAGCAGCCAGUGUACGGUCACAUCGGUCCGCCGGAGGAGUACGGCGAGAUUGGCAGACAACAACAGCAGAAUGGCUGGAAUGGCAAUCCCAAUGGUGGCGUGAACAACCAAAUGCAACCACACAAUAACCAUAUCAACGGAUUGGUCGAUCCACAACAACAACAGCAACAACAACAGAACGGGGGCGGACCACCACCGAUGCACAUGCAGGCAAACUCCCACAACCCGCAAAUGCAGCAGCCUCCACCGCAGAUGCUGCCGCAGAUGAUAGCGCCCGAGGUAGUGCAACACCACCAACAGCUUCAGCAGCAACAACAGCAGCAAAAUAUGCAGCAACUGACUCAGCACAUGACCAAUGUGACGCUCAGUCAGGCGAUGCUGCAGACACAGGCGACCUACAUGAGCACCGGUAACAUGAUGAACAUGCACCGAAACUCGGUCUCCAAUGUCAACAACAGUCAGCAACAGCAACAGCAGCAAAUUCAACAGCCUGCAGGUAACAUUCCACCGCCACCGCCGCCGCCCCCGCCAAUGCCCACCAACAAUGGACAGCCGAUGAUGGCGCCGAACAUGGUCCCCAACAAUGGUAUGAUGAAUGGAGGAGUGGCGCCGGCAGGUCCAACGGGAGCACCGCCUCCUCCGCCACCUCCUCCUCCACCAGGAUUGCUUAACGGUAGUGGUGGCAAUGGGGGUGGUGGUGGUGGGCCACCUCGAAUGGUGAGCAAUGGUGGCGGACAGGCGAGCAACAUACCUCCGGCGCCACCAAUGCCGACCAUGCCAUUGGGCGGCAACAGCGGCGGCCCGUCAAACCUGGCCGCCGCCAUUGCCAAUGCCAAGCUGAAGAGGACCGCAUCGGGCAAGGUGGAUGACAAUGACAGUCUCAGCUCAAACUCCUCUUCGGGUCGAACGAGCAACACGACGACGGCCGCACCGGGCAAUCUCAUGGACGAGAUGGCCAAGACGCUCGCCCGUCGACGAGCCCAGGCGGAGAGCAACCAGCAGAAUGAUGGCGACUCGGGCAAUGCCGGUGGGAACAUCGGUGGGGCUCGUAACUUUAACGGCAUCAAAUCGGAGAAGCAGUCCUCCACUUCUCUGGUCAACGGGUGCAGUCCCUCAAAGGAUGAGUCCAAUAGUCACCACAGAAAAAACGGCCCUUCUGACGAGUCAAAAUUCAACGGCCUGUGCGAGGCUGACAUGGACAGAUUGAAGCAGGAAAUCAUGACCGACAUCAGAAAGGAGCUGCAGAAGCUGAAACUCGACAUUAUUGAAG
Molecule: messenger RNA, 1672 nt
Organism: Rhagoletis zephyria (snowberry fruit fly)
Lineage: Eukaryota; Metazoa; Arthropoda; Insecta; Diptera; Tephritidae
Source: RefSeq, a predicted model, not a curated record